UGGCUCGUGCUGGCAAGUGUGACAGUUGGAGGUCACACACGGCUCCAGAGAGAGGCUGGUUCGUGCUGGCGAGUGUGACAGUUGGAGGUCACAUGUGGCUCCAGAAAGAGGCUGGUUCGUGCUGGCGAGUGUGACAGUUGGAGGUCACAUGUGGCUCCAGAGAGAAGCUGGUUCAUGCUGGCUAGUGUGACAUUUGGCAGCGGUUGGAGCAGACAUCUUGGUGACGGACAGAGAAGAGAGAGGUAACUUGCAGCUUACUGGGUGAUUUCUGCGGUCCCGGCAUCCUGUUUCUGUAAAUCAGCAGCUUGGUCAUCACCGUCGCAUCUUGUGUGUCUCCCCGGUUUCCAGUGGCUGUGUGAAGGAGGCGGUGCUAAACGGGGUGGAGAGGAGAUGGAGAGCCCUUUGCAGUGCAGCCAGACCACUAUAAUGGUGUGUACACACGAUAAUUAUGACGGAAUACGACCCAGCCGUACCGGACCUAGAGGAUGAAGACGAUUUGGAUGGGAAACUGAAUUACAAGCCCCCGCAGCAGAAGUCACUGCAAGAAAUCCAGGAGUUGGACAAGGAUGACGAAAGCUUAGCCAAGUAUAAGAAGUCAUUGCUGGGAGACGGGCUGGUAGUCUCAGACCCGUCAGCCCCAAAUGUGACAGUAACCCGCCUCACCUUGGUAUGUGCAGCAGCGCCCGGGCCAAUCACAAUGGAUCUGACAGGAGACCUGACAAAGCUGAAGAAGGAAACAUUUGUCCUAAAAGAAGGUGUUGAAUAUAAAGUUAAAAUCCACUUUAAGAUAAACAAGGAUAUAGUCUCUGGUUUGAAGUACGUGCAGCACACAUACAGGACAGGCGUAAAAGUUGCCAAAGCUACCUUUAUGGUGGGAAGCUACGGUCCCCGGCCAGAGGAGUACGAGUUCCUCACGCCUUUGGAAGAAGCACCGAAGGGAAUGUUGGCCAGAGGAAACUACCACAACAAGUCCUUCUUCACCGAUGACGACAGUCACAACCACCUGACGUGGGAUUGGAACCUGUCCAUUCGCAAGGAGUGGAAUGAAUAAAAUGUCUCUUUUCCUAAUCAUUGAAUAUUGAAUGCUGCCUGCAAAUGUCCACAAUACGCAUUGUCUCCGCGACCUUCAGCAAGGAAUGAUACUGAGCUGUGACCCCCACACGAUCUGCUGGCCACCAGCUGAAGAGACAAAGGGGGUAAUUCAGACCUGAUCGUAGCAGCAAAUCUGUUAGCAGUUGGGCAAAACCAUGCUGCACUGCAGGUGGGGCAGAUGUAACAUGUGCAGAGAGAGUUAGAUUUGGGUGGGGUGUCUUCAAACUGAAAUCUAAAUUGCAGUGUAAAAAUGAAGCAGCCAGUAUUUACCCUGCACAGAAACAAUAUAACCCACCCAAAUCUCACUCUCUCUGCACAUGUUACAUCUGCCCCCCCUGCAGUGCAUAUGGUUUUGCCCGUCUGCUAACAAAUUUGCUGCUACGAUCAGGUCUGAAUUACCCCCAAAAGUCUUCUAGAGCCUCUCACACAUGGGUAAAUGUAGGGGUGGAGCAGAUUCUGCCCUUGUGUGCAAUCGGUUGCUAAUAGCACUCUGCAAUUUUGUUAUUCGCCCUACCGACCCAGAGAUGUGUCUAUGCAGCCUUCUUCUCUUCAGUAAAAUGGCCAAAUGAGCAGACACGAUUAUGUGGGAGCAGUCUUAAGAGGGGGAUACGUCUGGCCAAAUCUAAUUAUUUAGCGCAAUCUGCCAGGAAGUUGGACUGCCCCAGGGGGAGAUUUAUCAAAGCUCAAAGAGAAAUAAAGUUAAAGAACUAACCAAUCAGCUUCUGCCAUGUUACAGGUUGUGUUUAAAAAAUGACAGUUAGGAGCUGGUUGGUAGGUACUUUAUCCCUCUCCACUUUAUCUCUCUAUAGUUUGGAUAAAUCUCCCCCCAGACCAUACCUGGGCACAGAGGACAUCAGCUCACAGCGAGCACACUUCCCUGCCGAACCUCCCAGCCAUUGCACUAAAUCAGGGAUUUGGCUCUCCAGCUCUUGUUGAACUACACAUCCCAUCAUGCCCUGCUACAGUUUUGCUAUUUGGCCAUGCUAAAACUGUUGCAGGGCAUGCUGGGAUAUGUAGUUCAACAACAGCCGGAGGGCCGCAGAUUCCCCACCCCUUCUCUAAAUGAUGCGACUCAGCCGGGCGUAUCCACCCUAUCUGAUCAUUUAAAUCCCGUUCAUAGCCGGCGAAUUCCUAUUAAACAAAAAAGUGAAAGUUACAUUUCUGCUUUCCGGGAAUGAUUGCGCUAAAUGCAGCACAAAUAAAAUGUCACGCAUGUCUCAGUCGCUUCUUAAAUGUCUCGUUAAACCUUCCUCUCUUAACCCUUUCUUGCCUGGCGGGUGCCAAAACUACCUGAAACCUGUUCUCAUUGGUGACACGGCUCCAACUUUGCACAGCAUCAAUGGUUACAUGACCCUGUGUGCACCUACACGUGUGUAAUAUGUGACUCUGGUGCUCGGGAAGGCACAUUUUGAUAUGUUAAUGAAAUAUAAUUAAAGCGCUUUGUGUA
Molecule: messenger RNA, 2539 nt
Organism: Pseudophryne corroboree (corroboree frog)
Lineage: Eukaryota; Metazoa; Chordata; Amphibia; Anura; Myobatrachidae
Gene: ARHGDIB
Product: Rho GDP dissociation inhibitor beta
Exons: 6
Coding region: 449-1051 (200 amino acids)
Biological process (GO): Rho protein signal transduction
Cellular component (GO): cytoplasm; membrane; cytosol
Molecular function (GO): protein binding; Rho GDP-dissociation inhibitor activity
Source: RefSeq, a predicted model, not a curated record